UUAAUGUGUGAUUAUUUACAAAAUUCCGUAGGUCACACAACUCUUAAAAAAAAACAAUAAUGCAAGUGACAUGUCACUUUUAACAUGGAACGUCAAAUUAAUAAUUAAAACAACUUGAAAUUAUAAUAAAAUAAUCUAUAACAAUUUAUGUCUGUUGAAUUGUAUUAGUAAUUAAUUCUAAUGUAAGUUCCUCAUACCAAAGUAAGUAGAUAAAUAUAUAAAAAUAAAAAUGUUUUACUUAGUAAUAAAUUCUUAUUAUUUAAAAGUCUUACAAUAUAUUUAUUUAUGUAUAUUUAACAGUUAGUUAUAUUUGCGUGAUUUAUAAUGCUGACAUAAUUCCUAACCUUAAUAUGUUAUAAAUCUUGUCAUGUUAAUAUGACAUAUCAAAAAUAUAUAAAUUUAUUUUAAAUUAUGGUGGACAUAACUUGAUGAAAUUUCAGUAUAAUUAUAUUAUAAGUAAGGAAAAUGACUAUGACUUGUAGUCAUGUGGCUGUUGCAGAAAACAUUCCAAUUUCUACAUUAUUAAAUAUUAAGGAGUUGAUUUGUUCAGAUUGUGAUUGUCGUGGCCCAAAUUUGUGGAUUUGUUUACAUAAAAAUUGUCUAAGGAUAGGGUGUGCUGAAAAAUCCAAUGAUCAUAGUACUUUACACAAUGUGAAUAACCCCUCACAUUGUGUUCAUAUGAACUUAUCGACGAAUAGAAUAUGGUGUUAUGAAUGUAAAAGAGAGGUUUUCAUGUAUACCCAAAGUUAUGACAGUGAUCAAGAAGUUGAAACAUACACAGCAAGAUCCAAAGAUUCAGGACACGGUAGUUACAGUACUUUACGUACCAACACACCAGAAAGAGUUUCGGGUCCUGUGCUGGAUAGGGCGGCAAGCUUAACAGUAGGCAUGAGUGGUGACGGUUCAGAUUCUAGUGAAGGAGACGUUGAAGAGGAUUACCCAGACUAUGCACAAGAACGUCCUUGCGGUCUGGUAGGACUUCAAAACAUAGGCAACACUUGUUAUAUGAAUGCCGCCUUGCAAGCUUUAAGCAACACCAAACCUCUAACGAAAUUUUUCCUGGAAUGCAGUUACAUGGUACAUUUAUUGAGCGAUGGAAAGAAACCUGGAUUGAGUCGCACCUAUCAAGCUUUGAUGAGAGAUAUUUGGAUAAAAAAUAUUACUCAAGGUUACGUUUCACCAUCUGGGAUAUUGUAUGGUAUAAGAAACGUACACGCGAUGUUUAGAGGGUAUCAACAACACGAUACGCAGGAAUUUUUGAGGAAUUUCAUGGAUCAAUUGCACGAAGAGCUUAAACAAGUCGCUCCGUUCGAACCACCGAUGUUAUCAUCGCCGAAUUGGAAUUCCGGUAACCCCGAUGCAGAUACUUUCAGUUUAGCUAUGGAAGAACCGAUUUCUGCACCAUUUGUCAGUUCGGGUUACGAUUCCAGCGAAGGGGAAUAUGAAACGUGCGAUUCUGGAGUGAGCGAACGUUCUAGUUUGAGCGACGACACCGAAAGACCGCCGAAUAAUGCGAAACGAAGAUUGAGUAGAUGCGGAAGUCCGAACAGGAGACAAAGGCAGAGGUUGCAUAGUAAUUCUGUCAUCGAUAGUCAACCGACAACUUCAAAAGUAUCAAAUAAUAAGAAACAACCAAAGUAUCGUUCAAUAAUAUCUGAUAUAUUCGAUGGGAAGUUGUUGUCAUCUGUGCAAUGUUUGACUUGCGACAGGAUAUCUAGUAGGAUAGAAACGUUCCAGGAUCUUUCGCUUCCCAUUCCUUCUAAGGAUCAUCUGGUAGUUUUACAUGGGCGGACUUCAGUGCAAUCUACAGGUGUAGGUGCUACAUGUUCAGAAGCUUUAAUGCCCGUACAAGACGGUUGGGUGUCUUGGAUAUGGUCGUGGUUCAGGAGUUGGUUCUAUGGACCAACGGUAACCUUACACGACUGUUUAGCCGCAUUUUUUAGCACAGAUGAAUUAAAAGGGGAUAAUAUGUACAGUUGCGAAAAGUGUAAUAAAUUACGAAACGGAAUUAAAUUCAGUAAAGUUUUACAAUUGCCUGAAGUGCUUUGUAUACAUUUGAAACGAUUUAGGCACGAAUUGAUGUUCAGCAGCAAAAUUUCAUCCGUAGUCAGCUUCCCAUUGAAAGGUUUGGAAAUGAGGCCCUACUUACACACCGAUUGUGUAUCUAAGGUAUCAUCUUACGAAUUAUUUUCCGUUAUAUGUCACCAUGGUACAGCCGGCGGUGGCCAUUAUACUUGUUUCGCUUUAAAUUCCGGUCAAUGGUACGAGUUCGAUGAUCAAUACGUUACCAAAGUUUCACCGGAUAAAGUACAAAGCUGCGAAGCUUACGUACUUUUUUAUCAAAAAGUCAGUACCACCGCUGAUGUAGUUAGAGACGCAGCCGAAAGGAUAUUAGAGUCUACACCGGAAACUAGAAUUGGAGAGAGCGUUAAAAGGACUUAUAUAUCAAGACAAUGGACGAAUCGGUUUUAUUACUGCGCCGAACCGGGAGCAAUAGACAACUCGGAUUUUUUGUGCCAACACGGUGCAGUCGACCCCGAACACGACAUCGAUAUCCACAAAAUCGCCAUGGUGGUGCCUUACGACGUUUACCAAUAUUUACACAGUAGAUUCGGCGGAUGUCCUCCCUUUACCGACUUAACAGUAUGUCCCGCCUGUUUGGCGAUGCAAAAUCGACUAUUAUACGAAAUGGAAACGUUUUUACAAGUUAGCCGAGAGGCUCAAGCGUUAACCACCCCUCAAACGCAUUAUAUGUCAACUUCUUGGUACACCCAGUGGCACAAUUUUGUGCAAAAACGAACUCGAGAACCUCCAGGACCGAUCGACAAUUCGAAAAUCGAUCCGGAACAACUGGAUCUCGAAGAAGCUGCGGAAGUACCGGAAAGUUUAUGGAAAUUCUUCCAUAACAUCUAUGGUGGCGGACCUGAAAUUAGAAUAACGCCGACGGAUCUAACUGAAAGUCCUAACUUUCGAACGAAGUAUCCUGAAAAUGUGGAUAGCGAAGAAAGUAUACCGGAUGUGGUCGAUAAACGAUCGUACGCGGUGAAAGGACGGGAGAAUUGGAUAAAGGAAGAUAAAAGCGUUUACGGACAAGGCGAACCGAUAGAAAUCAGAGAUGAUGCCAAACACGAAGACAGUAUAAAUGAAGAUGCAAAAGAAUUGGGUAAUAAUGUAGAAAAUAACGUUGAAAUGAGUGUAGAAGAUGACGGAGUAGUCAGCAGCGAUUCUGUUAAAAUGCCAAAUAAUUAUGUAGAUAACCUUUCGGAGGAUACGGAAAAAGAAGAGAAAGAAAAAGCGGAAGUCAGACCUCACAAGCGGCAUAGGAGAAGAAGAAAAAAUUGAUGUACAAUAAUUAAUGAUAAAUAUGCGAUGAAUUAAAAAUUUUUCGACAACGUUUAACAAAAA
Molecule: messenger RNA, 3405 nt
Organism: Diorhabda carinulata
Lineage: Eukaryota; Metazoa; Arthropoda; Insecta; Coleoptera; Chrysomelidae
Gene: Usp20-33
Product: ubiquitin carboxyl-terminal hydrolase 20
Exons: 10
Coding region: 466-3342 (958 amino acids)
Biological process (GO): protein deubiquitination
Molecular function (GO): zinc ion binding; cysteine-type deubiquitinase activity
Source: RefSeq, a predicted model, not a curated record